Magnusiomyces paraingens is the source of this 1134-nucleotide messenger RNA. RefSeq lists its product as uncharacterized. Bases 1 to 1134 code for a protein of 377 amino acids. NCBI's taxonomy places the organism in Eukaryota, Fungi, Ascomycota, Dipodascomycetes, Dipodascales, Dipodascaceae. Gene Ontology annotation, biological process: transcription by RNA polymerase II. Gene Ontology annotation, cellular component: SAGA complex. Gene Ontology annotation, molecular function: transcription coregulator activity; protein heterodimerization activity. The transcript has 2 exons. The record is from RefSeq and is a predicted model, not a curated record.
AUGUCCGAAACAAAAGAAAAGGACAAAUACAAGUACCGUCUGGAGAUCCAACAGAUGAUGUUUGUCUCUGGCGAAACGUGUGAUCCGCCGGCGGAAACCACCUCGCUCAUUGAGGACAUUGUCCGCGACCAAGUCGUUGAGAUUCUCUACCAAGCAUCAUCAAUCGCGUUACGCCGAGGAUCGCGCUCGAUUGCUCCAGAAGAUCUUAUUUUCCUUAUCCGCCAUGAUAAGGCCAAGGUUAACCGCCUGCGUACAUACCUAUCCUGGAAGGACGUGCGCAAAAAUGCUAAAGAACAAGAGGGCGGCGGUGUCGAGGGUGCAGAUAUUCUCGAUGAUGCAGGGCUGCUGGGCGGGCCUGGUGGAGGUCCUGGUGGUUCUGGGGGGCCAGGAGGGCCAGGGGGACCUGGUGGAGCGAACGGUGGUGGAGUGAACGGAGCCAACGGAGUCAACGGAUUGAAUGGUUCUGGGGGGAGUGGAUCUAACAGCAGUAGACUGUACAAAAAACCCAAGAUUAGACUACCAUGGGAACUGACGUUCCAAUUUAGAGAAGUGCCACUGGAACACGAGGAUAAUGGAGAUGGACCAGACGAACUUGAUGAUAUGGAACGGGAAGCUAACAUGGCAACAAUGCAGCGGCUCAAGGCAGCAGAUGAGCGCACGCGACAAAUGACAAAGGAAGAGUAUGUGCACUGGAGUGAGUGUCGUCAAGCAUCGUUCACGUACCGCAAAGGCAAACGGUUUCGUGAGUGGGCGGGUAUUUCAUAUCUCACAGACUCGAAGCCGCACGACGACAUUAUUGAUAUUCUUGGGUUUUUGACUUUUGAAAUUGUAAUGUGUGUGACUGAAGAAGCACUCAAGGUUAAGGAGCAAGAAGAGGAGUUGGAGGCACGCUCGUCUAAGUCGCGACGACAGGCUAGUAGCAGCGGCUCCACUGAUAAUACAAAGGGAUUCCCGCUCGAGAAAAAACGGAAAAGAGAACGUCACUUGUUUGACGGCCCGGAUGAAGACCAGAAACCAAUCAUGGCAAGACACGUCCAGGAAGCGUUCCGUCGUAUGCAGUUUCUCAAGCCUAAAGGAAGAGCCCUGCGCCGCUACACGGGUGGUCUUGUGAGCUCCAAGCAGGUGCUUUUAUAG